This is a messenger RNA of Puccinia graminis f. sp. tritici CRL 75-36-700-3, 861 nucleotides long. RefSeq lists its product as uncharacterized. The transcript is spliced from 4 exons. The record is from RefSeq and is a predicted model, not a curated record. The coding region runs from base 1 to 861 and encodes 286 amino acids. NCBI's taxonomy places the organism in Eukaryota, Fungi, Basidiomycota, Pucciniomycetes, Pucciniales, Pucciniaceae.
AUGGCUGGUUUACGUGCCCUUGUAUCCGUCCUCUUGGUUUGCAUCAGUUUCCAUAACAUAAACGCAGCAUGCACUUUGGGACCAAGAAGCAAAAAGGACAAAUCGGUCAAGUUUUCGCCCGAGUGUGGAUCGGCAAUCGCAAUAGUUUCCGUUCGACCAGAAAUCCAAAAAUGCUCCAACUUCGCAAAAUUGUUCCCCAUCCAUGCCUCCCAGACCGGCGUCUCGGCUCCCAUUCAGGAUUGGAUCACCGGAAUGUGUGCCGUCGAAGCCUGUACCGAUGAAGCCUUGAAAGCAGCUUUAGACACGCUCUCCAAAGACUGUGCUAGCGAGUUGAAGAACAAAUCGCCCGACGCUGGUGCUCUCUUUUCCAUAUUCACACACUACAAGGAUAUCAGGACCACAUCGUGCAAAGACACCAAAAAGUUGGACUUCUGUCAACCUGAACUAGUAGGCACCGUGGAACAAUUAGAGAAGACCAACCGCACCUUCUUUACAGUUUCGGCGCAAGCGUAUUGUACGGAAUGUCACAAGAAGUCGGACACUGGAAAGCCCAACCCACCGUCCAAACGCUCCAACGAAAAGAAGAACGAGUCGGCCGAUGUCUGUAAGGGCAAUCUCGAAAAGAAACGUCUCGAAGUCGGCUUGCCUCAGCUCAACGAUAAAUCCGACCCCAAAGAAAAACCCGAUCCUAAAGAAAAACCCGACCCCAAAGAAAAAACUGACCCCAAAGAGAAAACUGAUCCCAAAGAAAAAACCGACCCCAAAGAAAAAACCGACCCCAAGGAAAAAACCGAAGCCAAAGAGAAUCCCGAAGCCAAAGACAAACCCGCAACCCCAGCUCAGCCCGAAAAGAGUGGUUAA